Leptomonas pyrrhocoris is the source of this 802-nucleotide messenger RNA. RefSeq lists its product as hypothetical. Lineage: Eukaryota; Euglenozoa; Kinetoplastea; Trypanosomatida; Trypanosomatidae. Bases 173 to 802 code for a protein of 209 amino acids. The record is from RefSeq and is a predicted model, not a curated record. The transcript has a single exon.
AGAUGCCUCAAUACAUAUAUAUUUCCACACCGCCUCCGUCACGGACGUUUCCCCUCUCUCGCGCACCGAACGUGCUUCGGACGGCUCGUGAAUAAUAAUAAAAACUUUUCAUUGUAUAUCCGCCACUGCAUGUCAUUUACGAAAAAAUACUAUAGAUGCACCUGAUUUGCACAUGGCCUUGAAAGUGCCCUCCAUCCCGCGCGUUUCGGAGGCAGAUCAGCUGCUGUCCUGGGAAGCGGAAGUAGAAGCUAGGUGGUCACAGCUGCAGGUGCGGCGCCGGAAUGCUGAGCAACUUCGAGAAAGGCAGAUGCUGCUAGAGGCCUCCUUGAGAGAGCUGGACAACGAAAACGUUGCCGCCGCGCUGGUGCUCGAGGAGCGCCGUCGCGCCUUGUCUGUGCGGCACACCCAGCUGCGUCACGACGAGGUAGCACAGAAGCAGCAGGAGAUCCUAGCUGCCACGGAGGCAGGCAAGCAGCAGCAAGCAGCCGAGGAGGAGACACGCCGCAUCGAUGCUGCGUGGCGAGAAUUGGAACGCGCAACGCAGGAGGACGACGCAGCACACGCGGACAAAAUGCGGGCGCUUCAGUGGACAAAGCAACGUUCUCUCCAGCGCGAGGCGGAGGCCCGUGCGCGAUUUGACGCGCUGCGGGAGCGCGAAACGCAGCUGCUCGCUCGCUUGGACGCACUGAGGCAUCGCAAGCUGCACUCGACAGAGCUGCUCCGUCGCACGCUGACACAGCUACAACGAGAGCUGGAGGAGCGUCAGGCGUUGCUGUCGCAGGCCGAUGAGAAGUCGAAUUGA